Rhizopus microsporus ATCC 52813 is the source of this 1380-nucleotide messenger RNA. RefSeq lists its product as uncharacterized. The transcript has 6 exons. Gene Ontology annotation, biological process: regulation of actin filament polymerization. NCBI's taxonomy places the organism in Eukaryota, Fungi, Mucoromycota, Mucoromycetes, Mucorales, Rhizopodaceae. Gene Ontology annotation, molecular function: actin filament binding. The coding region runs from base 1 to 1380 and encodes 459 amino acids. The record is from RefSeq and is a predicted model, not a curated record. Gene Ontology annotation, cellular component: actin filament; plasma membrane; cortical actin cytoskeleton.
AUGUGUGAUGUAUCCGAUCCUCGUAUUUUAAAUGCAUAUUAUUCUAUUACCGAAGAUGAGCCUACGGAUUGGUUACUUUUAGGCUAUAAAGACUCUAGAAAUGUCAUUACUUUAUAUGCGAGUGGUUGUAAUGGUCUAAGUGAGUUUAGACAACAUCUGACAAAUGAGAUAUUAUUUGGUUUUGUCCGUAUUGAGGAUAAAUUUAUUUUAAUAACCUAUGUACCAGACAGUGUUAGUGGAGUAAGGAGAGCAAGAGCUUUGGUUCAUAGUCGGUCUGUCGCUUCUGUAUGUGAACUCUCUCACGCACAAAUCACUGCUUCUUCUUUAUCUGACUUGAGUGACAGUAACAUUCGUACUCGGCUUAAACUAGGUGAAAACCAAGUGCCCAACAGAACAAGGCCGGCCAAACGUUCCUCUGUUGUGAGCACGACUACCAGAAGACGUAAAUCGGCACAGUCUAUACCCUCUCCUUCUCCGACUCCACCACCUAUUCUUCCUGUACCGGAUAAGAGAGCGUCAUUGAUCAUUAAUACCUCAACAACAACAGAAGAACCAGAGAGUUAUGCUACACCAUCCACACCUACAUCAGUAGCUUCCUUUUCUGAUACAACCACUGUCAUUGACUGUAACAGCAGUAUAUCUUCCUCAAAAGAUUAUUAUGAGCGAAUAAAGGCCGAAGAGGAUGCGGCAUUAGAACUUCAUUUUCAAACACAGUUAUUGAAGAAAAGAGAACUAGAGGAAGCAAGGUUUAAGCAGACACUAAAAGAACAAGAAGAACGAAGAGAGCAACAAAACAAACGAAUUGAAGAAGAAAGGAAUAAGACUCACAUGGAGUUUCAACUAAAGCAGAAACAACUUGCUGAAGAAAGAGAAAAAACUAAUUUACUAAAAAGACCAUCACGAGUAUUUGAUCAUAACAGUAAUAAUAGUAAUAGUAGUAGUAAUGUUGCAUCUACUAUCACCCAUACCAAUAAUAAUAGCAUAAUGAAAAAGGUCAGCAGCCAUGAUGCUAUGAAUAAUACCACCACCAUCACCAAAACCAAUGCCAUAACAACAGAGACUAAAAAAACAGUAGUCUUGAUGAGUGGAUUUGUUUCCGUGCAGACUCGAAAUAGUCCAUUUUGGAGAAGGCGGUAUUUUGAAAUUGAAAGCACUAGCAAAACAAUCAUGUUUUAUAAAGACGAACUUUCUACAAAGACGCCUAUAUCAACCAUUAAUUUGUUACAUGUAACACGACUUGCACCAGCCAAUGAAGAUGAGGAUACCUUUGUACCUAAUUCAUUUGUGAUCGAUACCCAAUCUGACGAUUCCUUUCAAAUAUUAGCAGACGAUAAAAACACAGGAAAGAAGAUACUUUCUACCUUACAAACAUUAAAAUAA